AUGCGGCCCCUCGGUGCGCUUCUCGCGCUCCCACUGGCGCUGCUGCCCUCGCUCGCACUGGCGGCAGAUCUCCAAAUCGAAGUCACACGACCAGUGGAAUGCACGCGCAAAACAAAAAAUGGAGACAAGGUUUCCAUGAUGUACAAGGGCACGCUGGUCGACGGCACCAAGUUCGACUCGAGCUAUGAUUCUGGGAGACCGUUUAGGUUUACUAUUGGAAGGGGCCAGGUGAUCAAGGGCUGGGAUCAGGGGCUGCUGGAUAUGUGUAUUGGAGAGGGCAGGAAGUUGACGAUACCGCCGGAGCUGGCAUAUGGGAACCAUGCCAUCGAUGUCAUUCCAGCCGGAUCGACACUCGUGUUCGAGACCGAGCUUAUGGGCAUCGAUGGCGUCGAGGCAGAACCUGUGAAGACAGAGCAACCUGCUAAGCCCACCGAUCCUGCACCAGCGACCACCAGUGCUGCGGUUACAGACGACGACGCGAACGCGAACAACGAAGAAGCUGCGCCCGAGAACGUACACAAGCCCACGUCUGCUGCGCCAGACACGAAGCCUCUGGCGACGGGAGAACCUGAAAAACAGGCUGCUGCACAAGGCAACCCCAUGGACGGCGAAUCUGGAAAUGGCGAGUGCAAUCUCCUUGGAGACUUUGCCUUGCUGGUACAAGCAGCUCUAGGACUUCUUGCUGUCUCGUCGCUCGCCGUCAAGCGAAUGCGCGAACAUCCUCGCCGACCGCUUAAGAUUUGGUUCUUCGAUGUUUCCAAGCAGGUUUUUGGCUCAGUACUCCUUCAUCUCGCAAACAUUCUCAUGUCCAUGCUUUCCUCUGGCAAAUUCGACGUAGCCACCGUCUCACCAGCCACUACUACGCAUCUAGUCAGCAAAGACAGCGAGGGUGACCAGCCAAACCCAUGUUCCUUCUAUCUCUUGAACCUCGCCAUUGACACUACAAUCGGCAUCCCCAUCCUCGUCCUUCUCCUCCGCCUCCUCCACCGCGCCUUCUCCAUGACCCCGCUCGCCAACCCCCCGGAAUCCAUCCGCUCAGGAAACUACGGCCACCCGCCGCGCGCCACCUGGUGGCUCAAACAAUCCAUCAUCUACUUCCUAGGCCUCAUUGGCAUGAAACUCUGCGUCCUCGUCCUCUUCGCCCUCCUCCCCUGGAUUGCGUGGAUCGGCGACUGGGCCCUCCGCUGGACCGAAGGCAACACAGCCCUGCAAAUCGCCUUUGUCAUGUUCGUCUUCCCCCUCAUCAUGAACGCCCUGCAGUACUGGAUCAUCGAUAAUUUCAUCAAGGAUCCCGAAGCGUCUGCCGGCGAGGAUGCGCGGUAUGGCGUUGUGCGUGAGGAGGAAGAGAGCGAUAGCGAAGAGGAAGGUGAGGAUUGGGAGAGGCAGCGUAGGAGGGAGGUCGGCAUUGAUGAGGUGGAGAGUGCUGAUGAGGAGGCUAAGGAGGCACGGGUUAGGGCUGCGAGGGUGAGGGGUGAGGAGUAUGAUCCGGAGAUUCAUGGGGCCAGUGGUAGUGCCAAGACGAGGACGGAUUGA
Bipolaris victoriae FI3 is the source of this 1533-nucleotide messenger RNA. RefSeq lists its product as hypothetical. The transcript is spliced from 3 exons. Gene Ontology annotation, cellular component: membrane. Lineage: Eukaryota; Fungi; Ascomycota; Dothideomycetes; Pleosporales; Pleosporaceae. The record is from RefSeq and is a predicted model, not a curated record. Gene Ontology annotation, molecular function: peptidyl-prolyl cis-trans isomerase activity. Bases 1 to 1533 code for a protein of 510 amino acids.